Messenger RNA from Priapulus caudatus, 504 nucleotides. RefSeq names its product 60S ribosomal protein L35. Gene Ontology annotation, biological process: translation; maturation of LSU-rRNA from tricistronic rRNA transcript (SSU-rRNA, 5.8S rRNA, LSU-rRNA). Gene Ontology annotation, molecular function: mRNA binding; structural constituent of ribosome. NCBI's taxonomy places the organism in Eukaryota, Metazoa, Priapulida, Priapulimorpha, Priapulimorphida, Priapulidae. The record is from RefSeq and is a predicted model, not a curated record. The transcript has 4 exons. The coding region runs from base 101 to 472 and encodes 123 amino acids. Gene Ontology annotation, cellular component: ribosome; cytosolic large ribosomal subunit.
GUAUCGUUUUUAAAAUGUUUAAAGUUACCUGCAUAACCCCGAGUUCCUGGUGAGCAGCCUCGUUUUCGAUCUCUUUUCCGGCUAAUAGUAAACCAUCGAAAUGGCCAAAGUCAAGGCCCACGAGCUGCGUGGUAAGAAGAAGGAGGAACUGUUGAAGCAGCUAGAAGAGUUGAAGACUGAACUGUCUGCUCUCCGUGUUGCUAAAGUUACCGGUGGUGCCGCUUCCAAGCUCUCAAAAAUCCGUGUCGUGAGAAAAUCUAUCGCAAGGUGCCUCACUGUCAUCAACCAGACACAAAAGGAAAACCUGCGGAAAUUUUACAAGUCUAAGAAAUACAAGCCUCUUGAUCUAAGACCAAAAAAGACGCGUGCAAUCAGACGGGCCCUCACCAAGCAUGAAUUGUCCUUGAAGACGAAGAAGCAGCAGAGAAAGCAAAGACUGUAUCCGCUACGACGAUUUGCUGUAAAGGCUUAGAAGGUGUAAAAUAAAAUCAAUGUAAGCAAGAA